AUGAUUACUUCCCUUUGUUUAUUGCUUUCGCUUUUCGGACUCAUAGAUACACAGAAGCUUGUCGUCAUUAUAGCUGAAGGUCUCAGUGGAGCACAUUUUCAUCGAUUUUCUCAUCUUUCUGGAUUACGACUAUUUGAAGAGGAAGGAGUAUGGUCAACCCGGCUUUUCCCUGUAUUUCCCACGCUACCUUUACCUAAUCGCCAUACAUUAUUGACAGGGGUACUUCCGCGCAAACAUGGAAUGAUGAACGAUUUUGUUUUUAACUGGAGGACCGGUCAGGAAUUUCUGAACUUCACACUAGAUUCCGAUUUCAAGAAGAGUGAAUGGUGGAUGACUGAUCCUAUCUAUGUGACAGCUACUGAAGCAAAAGCAUCAGUUGCUAUGUUUUUCUUUCCGGAAUGUAACGUGAAUUGGAUGCCAGCACCCCACCUAUGCAUUCCACCACGGGAAGACGGCUUGACAUUUGCGGAUGAACGGAUAGCGAAGAUCGUCGUCGAGGCAACAAUGUCCCACGAUUUGGUGCUGGUCUAUCAUCCGAAUAUUCGUGAACAGAUAGCUAGUAUUGGUCCAAAGAGAUCAAACGAACGAACUGCUACAGAAGUAGAUCAAUUUCAACAGGCUCUUGAACGGCUCACCGCACAAGCUCGCGAACGAAUUGAUUUAAAUGUGAUAGUGGUCUCACCUCAUGGUCUUGUUGAUGUUCCUAGAAGAAAUAUAAGGGUUUUGGAUGACUACCUCCCUAUGGAAUUGCUGCAGGUGACGAUUGGAAGUGGAGCUGUGAAGCAGCUGAUCGCACAGCCUGGGAAAACACAUCAAGUUUACUCGCAGUUGAGGAAUCACACACCAAUUCCAAACGUGAAAAUCUACUAUACUGCUCCUAAGGUGGGUGAUUUGCCGGAAUGGUACCAUUACAAAAAAUCCUCGACUGUUCCCGAUUUGGUGCUUGUGGCACAACCUGGUUAUGCUAUUGUUACUCGAGAUUUUGGGAAGCAGAUACCACCGGCGACUCCUAACGAGAUCAAGGCUGGAAUGAGCGGUUACAACAAUCACUAUCCAGACAUGUUGGGAGUGUUCCUUGCUUAUGGACCGGGUCUCCACUGUUUUUGUGUUGGAGUGGUCAUCGCAGAACAACUCCACAGCAGAAGUCAUUCUUUGUUCCGCAAAGGUUAUCAUAAAGGACCGCUCGAGUUGUGUGAUGUCUACACUUUGAUGUGUUCUCUGUUACGAAUCGACGAUUGCAACACGUCAUGUGGAAGAAUUCUACGAAUCGAUGACGUCCUCACAAGUGACACCCGAGUUGCUGUACGAGCAAAAUUACAUGCAUCGAUCAAUCGUGCGUCUUUUGUGGACGUCGCAAUCGCUGUUGUUGUUGUUGUUGUUGUUGUUAUGCUAUUGUAA
This is a messenger RNA of Necator americanus (New World hookworm), 1398 nucleotides long. RefSeq lists its product as uncharacterized. Lineage: Eukaryota; Metazoa; Nematoda; Chromadorea; Rhabditida; Ancylostomatidae. The record is from RefSeq and is a predicted model, not a curated record. The coding region runs from base 1 to 1398 and encodes 465 amino acids. The transcript has 13 exons.